This is a messenger RNA of Antrostomus carolinensis (chuck-will's-widow), 600 nucleotides long. RefSeq names its product acidic nuclear phosphoprotein 32 family member E (gene ANP32E). Gene Ontology annotation, cellular component: nucleus. The annotation marks the transcript as partial. Gene Ontology annotation, biological process: regulation of apoptotic process. Lineage: Eukaryota; Metazoa; Chordata; Aves; Caprimulgiformes; Caprimulgidae. The record is from RefSeq and is a predicted model, not a curated record. Gene Ontology annotation, molecular function: histone binding; phosphatase inhibitor activity. The transcript is spliced from 4 exons.
AAGGUGACGGAGUUGGUGCUCGAUAAUUGCCGAUCCAGCAACGGCGAAAUCGAAGGUCUGAAUGAUUCAUUUAAAGAACUCGAAUUUCUUAGCAUGGCCAAUGUAGAGCUGACAUCGUUGGCCAAACUUCCCACGUUGAGUAAGCUCCGAAAGUUGGAGUUGAGCGACAACAUCAUUUCAGGAGGCCUGGAGGUCCUUGCAGAAAGAUGUCCAAAUCUCACAUAUCUAAAUCUAAGUGGCAACAAAAUCAAAGAUCUUGGCACUGUGGAAGCUCUUCAAAAUCUCAAAAACUUGAAGAGCCUUGACCUGUUCAACUGUGAGAUCACAAACCUCGAGGAUUACAGAGACAGCAUUUUUGAGCUGCUUCAACAAAUCACAUACCUAGAUGGAUUUGAUCAGGAAGAUAAUGAGGCACCGGACUCAGAAGAUGAUGAUGAUGAGGAAGGAGAUGAGGAUGAUGAUGAUGAAGAUGAGGAUGAAGCUGGUCCUCCAGGAGAAUAUGAAGAGGAAGAUGAUGAAGAUGAUGGGGGUUCAGAUUUAGGGGAAGGUGAAGAGGAAGAGGAAGUUGGUCUUUCAUACCUGAUGAAAGAAGAGAUUCAG